Messenger RNA from Penicillium lagena, 3387 nucleotides. RefSeq lists its product as uncharacterized. Lineage: Eukaryota; Fungi; Ascomycota; Eurotiomycetes; Eurotiales; Aspergillaceae. The transcript has 10 exons. The record is from RefSeq and is a predicted model, not a curated record. Gene Ontology annotation, cellular component: Golgi trans cisterna; membrane; Golgi medial cisterna. Bases 1 to 3387 code for a protein of 1128 amino acids.
AUGGCGACCCAAUCACUACCCUCUACGCCUAAACCGGCCUCUGGAGUGGCCACUCCUCAGUCUGGCACCCCGGGAAAAUGGCGCCAUCCCCAGUUGAACGAGAUCGUUCGGCGGCAAAAUGCAGCUACCUUUGGCGAUAAGAACGUGCGGAAGUUGGUUUGGAAUGGAGUUGCAUUAGUGAUAGUUUGGGGGUUGGGGAAUACGCUCAAAGUAUACUCGCGCCAAUUAUUCAACAGCAACCCGUUCUACGAUGAGUUCGGACUGGUCUUUCUGCAACUGUUUCUCCUCUUCAACAUCCUCGCGGCCUUGUAUCCUCUCUUCCGGCCCAAGGACGAUCUCUCCGACAUCCCACUCACCCCCACACAACGCGCUCUUCUUGGCCUAGAUCCCACGGUGACGCCGCCAGUGACGCCUGGGACCACCUUCGUGACCCCUCCGCGAUACCGGCUUUCGACCUCGCGCAAGGCCAGUCCGGCGAGCCGACAGAGCGUCUCGCCGAUGUCUGCAACGCCCAGCUUCUCUGACCGUCGCGUCUCUACCGGGUCGCCUUUUUCGCCGGCAUCGAGCCCUCUGCUGCAUAAAGCUACUUUCAAUGGAGGUCGCGAAAGUGGUCGAAGACAGAGCAUUGGGUCCGCGUCACCUCUCGCGCGGUCCUCGUUCGGGGAGUCCAGCGUUGGGCCUAGUUCUCCGUCUCCGCUGGGAGCGAUGGGGGCCUCCGAGUCCAAGCUCGUCUUCAAGCAGGGCAUCUUCCGCCUCUCCGAGGAGCAGGAGAUCCCUGCGGACGACCCUUACUGGACCAGGUUUUGGGAACUCCCCGAAUCCACAGAGGACGUCUUCAGCCUAUUCACGCCCGCCGAUAUUCGACGAACCCGAGACCGUGCCUUAUCGAACUUUGAAACACUGCUCUUGUCAGUAACAUCUCGCCUGAUCGUUCUUAAGAACCAUCCUUCCUUCCCUGACCCCGACCUGGCCCCCGACCGCGAUGCGCUCAACUGCAUUCGCAUCCUCACCCGGCUCCUCCCCUUUGUCUACGAAGCAGAACACCUGGAGGAAUGGGAAGAGAAGUUCUUCUGGGCGCGGCGAAGGAAGAAGACCCGGCAGGCCCAGAUCUCCGGGGAAGUGCUUUUUGACGAAGCACAGCCAGACGACCAGGACCGAACGAACCCGCGCACCGAAGAAUAUGAGGAUGUCAAGCCGUUGGCCGAAGAGUUAAUGGAUACCUUAUUGGAACUGCUGUUCUUUGCGGAUUUUACUAUCCCACAACUUCCAACGGCGAAAAGCAAGAUCUCGUACUCGAUCUGGCAGAGUGGUGUUGGCUGCAAUACAGCGAUGGGAUCGAACAAGACCCUGGAAAGCAAUCGAUGCGAGAUCCUGCGGCUGUUGUUGACCAUCACCGGCAAGGCCAUGUACAUGCCUUCCAGUACCUUGCCUGUGCAGGGUGUCAGGGCUAUCACCUAUAUGACAACCUGCCAAGACAAACAGUCUGUUCUGACUCUCCUCUGCUCUCUUCUGAACACAGCCAUGAAAUACAACCCUGCAUCAUGGAGAGUCCCGUACGACCAUGUUGUGUGGAAGGAUCCGAAACAGAUUCUAGUCAUAUAUUGCUUGCAAUUGCUCCUCGUCCUUCUUUUAUAUCCCAUUCCAGAGGAUGGUCGGGGAGCUCCACCGAAGAACUACUACCGUCAUUACUUUGGCAGACUGCAUCGGCCCCAGGAUUUCCAGUUCCUGGUGGAUGGGAUGACGCGGAUUCUAGACCAGCCAAUGCAGGCUACAACUUCCUAUCUUCCCGGGAGUAAAGGGCCGGUGAAGUGGGCGCCGGAGAUGUUGAUCCUGUUCUGGGAAACCGUGCAAUGCAACAAGCGAUUCCGGUCGUUCAUCGUUGAUUCCAACCGUUCGCACGAUUUCCUCAUUCUGUGCAUUUUCUACGCCAUGGAGUAUCGACUGGAUGCAUCCAAACAAGGAAUUGUUCGGAUGUGCAUUUUCAUCCUCCAGACCAUGAGUGUUGAGCCCACGUUUGCCAAGAGCUUAAACAAAAAGUUCGAGGCCCAAGAGACUCUGCCACAGUCGAUACGCCUCAUGAAAUUCCGAGGCUCGUAUGCCGACUUCCUGAUCAUGUCAAUCCAUACGCUCAUGACAACGAGCAAGGGAAAACUAGAUACCGUCUAUCCCGCACUUCUGGUGGUCAUCAACAAUAUCGCGCCAUACAUCGAGCACAUCUCUCCGAGCGCCUGUUCCAAAGUCCUACAACUCUUCUCCUCGAUGUCGGCACCCAGCUUCUUGUUGGCGAAUGAAACUAAUCAUACGCUUCUUGCAUCAUUGCUUGAUUUCAUCAGCACUGUUCUGGAACACAAGUUCUCGGAAAACCCGUAUCUCGUGUAUGCAAUCUUGAAAUACAGGCAACGAUUUGAGGCUGUGCGGGCCUUCACACUGGAAAGUGGUCAACAAGAGAUCGAACGGCAGAAUGAGAGAAGAAAAGCUGGGGGUGCCCAGAGCGACGUGGUCGCCAGCCCAUCGCUUUCGCACUCCGAGGAAGACCUCCACACUCCCUCUGGCGCCCGGUCGCCCUUGACUCGUAUCCCUGAGGAGAACAGUCCGUUUUCCAUUGGUGGCGAUGAUGAUUCCGAUGAUGAUGGGGAAGGGCAGCACACGCCAUCCCAGUCAUCUCCCUCCAUUCAAACCUCGCGAAGGCCAUCCGUCUCUUCCACUGCGGAAGAAAGCAGUGUUCAACAGUUGAGGAUUUCGGAGAAGGCACGGGGUAAGAUGCCGGCAGGACGGCCGGGUCUUUCUCGGCAAAACAGUAUGACCAGUCAGAGCAGCAUGUCUGCUCUGUUCUCUGCCCCUUCUGCUGGCUUCACGCCGACUGUCCCCUGGCUCGAAUCAUGGCUGCCAGAGCUCCCCCUUCACACGACCCUAACCAUCAUCUCCGCCAUUGCUCCUCAUAUCCCCGAUGUAGCCCUCGAGUCGACUGCCAACUCCGAGGCACGGACCCUCAUCACCAACCUCCCCUCUUUCGUCCACGAGCCGCAGGUCAAAAGCAUCAUCUCCGAGCCCACGUCGAUCCGCGCACAGCCUUUCGAAUGGUCUGCGCUGUCGAUGGGCUGGUACGAGUCACUGCUAUGGGGUUUCAUUUUCUCGAGCGAGAUGGUGGUCGGUUCAGCCGCGGGCGCAACACCAGGCACCGUGGGUGUGUGGAAUGGCACAUCGAUCCGACUUUUCAGGGUUCAAGAGGCUGCCGCCCAGGGCCCUACGCUGUUUGCUCCCAAGGGGGCCGUCGAUGCCGUCGGAAGCAACCUCGUUCAGCGCAUCGGUAACCUCAGUCUCAGAGGACGCAACUCGAUGUCUCAGGAGCCCCCUAGCAGUACGCCGUCGAGUGUUCGGGAAGUGUAG